GCUGUCAGGGAUGUCCGGGGAUGGGGUCUGGUGUCGAGGUUACUUUGUCUCAUGAUUUUUGGAGCCUAUCAGGGUUCUCGGUUCGGCACACUUCACUAAGUGUGAAGGAAAAGUGUGGGAAAUCGGCGUCGUUUCGCGGAAGCGUGGAUCAAAUUUUAAUUGAUCGUCGCCCUGCGAACCGAACGUUUGAAUCCGUGCCACAUUAUCAAGUGCCGGCCGAGGACGCUGAUGUGUGGCGAACAAAGUGGGCGGAUUUUUGUAUUUCACAUUUACACGAGUUUUAUCACCACAUUCGACCCAGACGAAGGCUCUGCAAUCCGGUGAUCCGGGCUGGGGAAUAAUCUUGUUGGCCAGUAUCUCAAGGAUUUCCACUUGUCGGGAGUUUGACUAUAAGGACAAUCCGGAUGCAUGAGGUGGCUGGGAGCAAUGAAAAAUUAAUCAAAGGAGAAAAUUCCGCUAA
Molecule: messenger RNA, 460 nt
Organism: Leptopilina heterotoma
Lineage: Eukaryota; Metazoa; Arthropoda; Insecta; Hymenoptera; Figitidae
Exons: 2
Coding region: 21-341 (106 amino acids)
Source: RefSeq, a predicted model, not a curated record